Molecule: messenger RNA, 354 nt
Organism: Caenorhabditis briggsae
Lineage: Eukaryota; Metazoa; Nematoda; Chromadorea; Rhabditida; Rhabditidae
Exons: 1
Coding region: 1-354 (117 amino acids)
Source: RefSeq, a predicted model, not a curated record
AUGUUUGCUUCUUCUAUCCUUCUUUUCAUCACUCCCUUCAAUGUAUUAAUCAACAACAAUGGAAAACUUAUGAUGGAUACCAGCUCUCUCUGGGUCACGAUUUUAAGUAUUUUUCAUGAUUCUGGCGUUUUUGAUAAAUCAAAUCACUCACAGGAGAUAAGGGCUCCGAUGAGACCAAGAUCUGCCUCAUCACAAACGUCGAGUCCGCCAACUGCUGCCACCAUCUCCUACCACUCGGAAUCUUCAAGGAAUCGGAAAGACGAUGAUACAACUGUUUCCAUGGAGAUGCACAUUGCUUCGAUCAUUCAGGACUUCGCAGUUGGGGACACAGUGACGUCGAAGCUCCAUGCGUGA